Lichtheimia ornata is the source of this 615-nucleotide messenger RNA. RefSeq lists its product as uncharacterized. The record is from RefSeq and is a predicted model, not a curated record. NCBI's taxonomy places the organism in Eukaryota, Fungi, Mucoromycota, Mucoromycetes, Mucorales, Lichtheimiaceae. Bases 1 to 615 code for a protein of 204 amino acids. The transcript has 5 exons.
AUGAGCGAACAGAAAAAAAAAAUAUCAUUAUCACUUAACAAAAAGAAAAAGAAAGCCGAAAUGCAAGCAGCUACUACUGCAUCAGGAAGCGAUAGGAUCGCCACCAAUCAACAAGCUGCGAUUGACCAACAAGCUGCAUGUGACAUUCCAACCCCAAUCGAAGGACCAGCACCAUACAAUAUGAAUCCACUCUCCCAAGCAAAAACGGCUCCAUUGAUUGAACUAUUGAAGAAAGUACCUGGACGCGAGUAUUUUGAAGGAGAUGACGAUCCGAAGCUGACAUACACCAAGAUGAUCAAAUUGUUCAACGAGGCAUUUGGUCCAAGUGGAUGGUCUAAGAAGGAGAUCGACGUGAGAUACGAUCAUAUCAAACAAAGUAGUAAAGGAUACGAAGCAGGAUGUACCAUGAAGAUAGAAUUGGAAAUUCGUGGAGUAGGCAACCACGAGGCCCUUAGCGCUAGCAAAGCCAAUUCAUUUAUCCAGACAGCGCGUUUAUUUGGUGAAUUAACUGGAAAUGCAAGUUUCGACAAGGAUGUAAUGGCCGAAAUCAAAAAACAACCCAAACCCAAAAAGUUGAAACUUGAUGAAACAUUAAUCUUCCAUGCUGAGGAAUGA